GGGAAUAUAAAUGUAAAAUAACAGAUCUUGACAUGUGACGUUGCCUUUAAUGAAAUAGAAAUAAAGCAACGUUUUGCGUUGAGUCAGUUAAUGACAUUACGUCAGAUAGGACGGAUGUGCUGUGUGUUCAUUGUUACAAUACACACGGUGUGUAACACAUUGCGUAUAAUAAAGUGUGAUUUACAGUGAAUUUAGAUGAUGUUUUGAAUGGCAAUCAAUUAUUAACAGAAGAAUAAUAAUUGCGAAGUGCAUCUUUCGAUCUCGGCAUACUUUUUUUUGUAUUUCAAAUUCAAGUGGACACACAAUCUGAAGUGUUUGUGUGUUUGAUAAUUAAAAAACAAAAUAAAAAUAGAAUAAAAAUAAAAUAAAAUAAAAACAACCAAAUGCUAAACAAGAAAGAAACCUAGUGCUGAUUGUGCAUUUGUAUGCACAAAAAAUUACUCUAAUUGGAUUAACACGGUAUUAAUUUGUUGUAAAACAUUUAAAACUGAAAAUACCCAACUAAUCGCUGAAAUUAUCUAAAUACAUUUCUAGAACUAUCGCACCUCGAAAACAUGACCAAUUAACACUUUCUGGUGCUCAAUUAACGAAAUUAUUAUUAUUCACAUAUCAUUUGCGAACCAUAUUAUGCUGUUAAAAAUUAAAAGCACAGUGUCAAAGCCAAAUGAGCUCGGUUAAAAACAUACAGCCAAGAGUGCUAUAUAAUAUACAUCUCCAUUAUAAAUAUAUUGUAUAAAUUUUUGACGCGGGAAAAGUUUUCACGUUGUCUUGUGUCUGUUUUAUUGUGCUUUUUCGCUCUGAGCGGAGUGUGUGUUGAGCUUUGUUUAACUUUGCAUCAACAAAUAUAAAUUUUUGUUUUUAUGAAAAUAUAGUUUUACUACUAUACACUGUGCUAAUGAGUUUGGGUAAAUAUAUUAUUCGGUGCUAUUAACAUUUUUGGAAUUGUUUUUUGAAGAUCAACACAACAAGGACAAAUAAACAAAUUUAUUGGAUAAAUAAAUUACAUGACGGAAAGUGGCCGAGCACCGAGACAAGCGACAAAUUUUACCCUGUCAGACAUAAAUUCUUUCACAACGGAUUCGCCCAGGGAAACAUAUUUUAAAAACGCAUCCGACGAGUCGGGAUGCGAGUCUGAUAUGGCCGAAGGUGUUGAGGAGGCAGAGAGCAAUAGUGGUGGUGACGCUAUAGCUAUGCUCGGGGCUGCGAUGCCUUGCGAAACGAUUAAUCCGAAUAUUGGUGCUUUGAAGCGGGAGUUUGAAGCCUAUCAUAGCGCUCUAGCCACAUCAACGCCUGUAGCAGCAGUUUCACAAAUUCAUCCAAUUAAUCUCAAAUCAGAGGACUUUGAUAAAGAACGGGAAAGUUCAUCAUGUAGUCCUGUACCAGCGAACGUAAAUAAUAGGGGAAAUUUGGCAUCGUCAAUAUUAAACGCUGAAAAAAUGUCUCCGCACCACCAGGAACAUCAUAAAUCCAGCACUAACACAACCGGAUCAGUUCAAACCCCCAUGAAUGGAACUAUGCAAGACAUGGUAAAUCUGCAGAAGCUACAAAAUUUGGUAUCAAUACAACAUUCGCCUUUACCGUCACUUGCAAGCCUUCAGGGAUUAUCUGGUCUUUCAUCGACCGCCGGUUUAAAUUCACCUUUGAAUUUAAGUGUUGGAUCUGCAUCAAAUUUAAAUCCAUCCCAGCAUUCGACGGGCGGUGGUGCAUUGGGUGGUAGUUCACAAUUGCCACAAUUAAUUUUAGCCUCUGGUCAGCUAAUUCAAGGCGUUCAAGGGGCUCAACUUUUAAUCCCUACAUCACAAGGCAUUACGUCUCAAACAACAAUUUUAAUGAUUCCGGUGAAUCAACUAACAAAUUCAAAUGAGCAAUUAGUUCAAACAUUAGCUGCCUUAAAUAAUAGUGCCGCUUCAUUAAAUAACAUUCAAAUGCAAUCCAUGCAAUUACCCGCACAGCAGAGCGGUUCGGCUGCAGGAGGUAUCUUGAAUCCGAAUCUAUUUUCGAGUAGCGUCCAGCAAUUAGUAGCAGCCAUUCAGCCCGAUCUGUUCAAUCAAUCGAAAAAUCAACCCGCCUCACACCAUCAAUUCCACUCACAACAUCAAACAUCUGAACAUUGCUCAUCGCCACAUCAUUCGCAAAAUCAAACACCGGGUCAGGCAUCGCCAAUUCCACACAACCAUCGCGUUCAAACGCCCAAACAAAGUCCACCGAAGGGUUCGUCAUCGUCGUCGAUACUUCUGUCUCAAUUCGAGAAGCAAAUCAACUCGUCAACGUCAACCCAAUCACACUCAACAUACUGUCCGACAACAAAUGGUCAUGUACAAAUUCCAAUUACUUCACAUUUAAAUAUCAACACUCGAUCUCAUUCGCCGAGCACAGCGGCUAUUAACAGUAUAAGCAGAUUAACAGCAGCCAACGGUGAACUAACAAUAACAAAAACUCACGGUCCAACGCCUAGUUAUAGUUCAACUAGUUCUAGUUCUAAUCAUUUAGCCAAUCAACAUUCCUCAUCGAUGAAGAUGAGCCCAUCUUCAAUGCAUUUAUCACCAACGGAAACAGAUAAUUCAAAUGCAGACAUGUUAUCGGAUUCGCCAGAUGAGCCCACUAUCAACCAAACAAACUGCAAUGUGGUGGAUGGUAUAGACUUAGAUGAAAUAAAAGAAUUUGCCAAAGCAUUCAAGUUACGGCGUCUGUCGCUGGGCCUAACUCAGACCCAGGUCGGCCAAGCACUGUCCGUAACCGAAGGUCCCGCGUACAGCCAAAGUGCUAUUUGCAGUGCUCUGGCCGCUCAGAUGUAUGCAGCUCAACUAUCGUCGCAGCAACAGCAAAAUAUGUUUGAGAAAUUGGAUAUCACCCCAAAAAGUGCCCAAAAAAUUAAACCCGUUCUAGAACGAUGGAUGAAAGAGGCUGAAGAAAGUCACUGGAACCGGUACAAAAGCGGACAGAAUCACUUAACCGAUUUCAUUGGUGUGGAACCGUCAAAGAAAAGAAAAAGACGCACAUCGUUUACCCCACAAGCUUUAGAAUUGCUCAAUGCUCAUUUCGAAAGAAACACACAUCCAUCAGGUACUGAAAUCACUGGAUUGGCUCAUCAGCUCGGCUAUGAACGAGAAGUAAUACGAAUUUGGUUUUGUAACAAAAGACAGGCCCUGAAGAAUACGGUCAGAAUGAUGUCCAAGGGAAUGGUUUAAAAUUAAUUCCAGUGACAUGAAAAUAUGAAUUUAAUUAUGAAGA
Messenger RNA from Bradysia coprophila, 3231 nucleotides. It is a transcript of the gene pdm3, whose product is annotated as POU-domain protein pdm3. Lineage: Eukaryota; Metazoa; Arthropoda; Insecta; Diptera; Sciaridae. Gene Ontology annotation, molecular function: RNA polymerase II cis-regulatory region sequence-specific DNA binding; DNA-binding transcription factor activity, RNA polymerase II-specific. Gene Ontology annotation, biological process: regulation of transcription by RNA polymerase II. The record is from RefSeq and is a predicted model, not a curated record.